Molecule: messenger RNA, 3767 nt
Organism: Verruconis gallopava
Lineage: Eukaryota; Fungi; Ascomycota; Dothideomycetes; Venturiales; Sympoventuriaceae
Exons: 2
Coding region: 202-3465 (1087 amino acids)
Source: RefSeq, a predicted model, not a curated record
CUCGAACGCCGGAGUGACUCGAACGUCUCUCCCCGUUGCUUUCCUCGACUCUUUCCAUUUCAUCGUCGGUGACCCGAGGAACGCACUCUACUGUUCGAGGAAUUUUCCGCAUCAUCAUCAGUCAUGGCUCAGCUCUGAGCAUUCUUAGGCGGUUGGCAGAUUCCACUGCAAUGCCCUUUAGGCAGCAACGGAAGCCUCCAAAUGGCGGCUCCCGCCAACGUUCGCUCCCUAAUCGACUCCGCUCAGCAUCAACAGUCAACGCUCUCCGUUCCUAGCGAGGUCACAAACAUACCUACAACACUGCGCAGAGAUGGCCUUCCAGCGGGCCCAUGCAAUUAUCGAGACCUAAGUGCCGGCCCAAGACCACCAGGCUGUGGCUGCCGCAGAUUCUGGCUCGGCCCAGCUGUUGGUCUUCUCGGACUGGACACGCCUUCCAGUCAAGCACCGUGGUGUGCAUGUGGUCAUCACGCGUGCUUUCAUGACAAGGAGGAACUCUCGAAGAGGCAGGAUGGGGCUACCGAGCCGUCCAACAUCGCCAAGAAAGGGUCAAAUAAACACCGUGACGCCUCUGCAUCGCGGACAACUGCAGCCGCAAGUCGAACUUGGCAUGAGCAGCACGUAUCGCCCGUGCAGCUUCUCAAUCAGACAUUACUGCAGCAACACCCGGCCCCAGGAUGUGGCCAUUCCGGUCUCCCGUCGAUUCCAUCCUUUCACUUAACGUCAUCGGAACUUCAUGGUCACACGAAAUGCAAUGGAUCUAUAGGGCUAGGCUUGGAUUUUUCGCGAAGGCUUCAUUCAACAAAUAUAGAUAGCGAAAGUCCUACAGUCGCGGACGUUGACGACCUUCCGGGUACAGAUCCCGUUCCCUCCACCCGCCAGGCAUCCACCGAGAACCAGGCCAGCCCCAGCGGAGCGUUCAUGCGACACAUUGUUGAUCAACGUCGUCUUACGGCCCAAGUAGAACCCAUUCAUGAAGAGAAACUGGCAGCUGCCUUAGGCUCCGGCAAUGUUAUCGAAAGCGUAACUGAAGUCGCUACCCCAAAUGUCGCUGCUGUCCCCACCUUAUGCAGUUCAGAUCAUCUAGUUCGAUGUGCCACCGACCUUAUAAAUGAUCUCGAACGUGGAGUUACCGCUGUAGUUAAGGCGCAGACGCAAAACUCCCAGCAAUCCUCUGCAAAUCAUAGACUAGAUCCAGUACUACGCAACGAGGCCGAAGACCCGACGUCUACCCUGACUCAAACCACCCAAGACGCAAUAGCAGAGAUCCCCAACACGCUCCGGCGCCUUGUGCCGCUGCUCAACUCGCUCCGAAACGAAAUCAGUCGAAGCCUGGACAUCUCAGUCCAUGAAUCAAUCAACAGCCUUGUCAAACGCUUGGAUGCGUUGGAAAAUGUUUCUUUUCACCAGAUCCCUCCAGAACAUAUCCACGAGCAGCUUCAACAUCUAGAUGUUCGUUUACUGGACCUUGAAUCGAAAUUGGAUGAGCACAGCCGCUUGAUUUCAGCUCUCGACCUAGAUGUAAGCAAUCAACAAGCCAAGGAUCGGAAUAAGAGAGCACUCAAUGAGACCGCUUCCUUUGUCAGUGAUGCCUCUGGGAAGAGUUUGGGUUCAGUAACUUCAAGCGCUUUGAUCGCUACUGCUAUUGACAGGGUUGAGGCGGCGAAGAGACUGAAAGAUGUUGAAUGUCGCCUUGACAUCCUAGAGGCAAUUCAAAUGCCCUCCACGAGUAUGCCUUGGGAAGUCGAAGUCGUUCUUCUGCCCUGGGGACGGAAUUUACGAGGGAUAUGGUACGAUUUUGCUGACAUCGUAAAACCUGGAAUGACUCAAGAAGAUGAUGAUUGGACGAUAACAAUGGCGGGCAGAAAUGUGUCACGAGCAUCGCUCACAUUCGCAGAGAGUGGCUGGAGUGAUAGAGCUAUCGACCAUUGGGCGAGUCGCGACCAGGGAAAACUCUACCCUAAAGCAUCUGGAGUCAAUAGCAUUGUCUAUCAUCGCCUGAAAAGCCGGGGACUAGUUCGAAGCAUGACGCUUACAUCUCCUGGUGCACGAGAUCUCAUUAAUUCCGCCGUCAAAGCGUUUGGCAGUCUGUUGUAUGACAUGUCUCAAGCAAAGGAUGAGAAUGCCAUGGAUGACGGUAACGAGGAGGGUCUACUAGGCUUUACCUCCCCGUUCAUCCCUUUGCGUAAAGUUCACAAAUCUUCCUGUCUGAAAUUCUUGACGGACGCCGAGCUCGUUUCGCCAUCACUCUGGAACGCCGAGUUCCUGGCAUCGGGAGUUUUGAUGCGUGCUCCUGGUGGCCAAAAACGACUCUUCGUCACUACUCAGGAAGGUUACAAACAAGAUGGAUGGGAUGGAUGGACUUGGUCAAGCUUACGGCAGCUACCUCGAAUCCAUGAUCUACGCAAAGAACGCUUGUCGGAUCAAGAUGUCCCUGAAGCAGAUGCGCUGGAGCCCUGUUGGAAGUAUCAUCACGCCAUUGAUGAAAUCGAAAGUGUCCAGACUCCAUCAUAUAAGAUCGAUCGGACAGGACGAAAGCGUUCAAGGAGUGCAAGCCAUUUCUCCUUCGUUGCAUCGGACACCUCCCAGAACAUGCAGCGUGACAUGACGCCCAGUAGAACAUUCAAUCACCCGAUCACACCAACAUCUGAAUUUCCUCCUACGCAGGCAUCAUCCAAUUACCGACGCAAACUCAGCGCAUUCUCGACAUCUUUAAGCGACGCUGCACACUCUGGCCGGGCCUUUGUAAACUCUGUUCCUCAACUUACUCGGCCGACAUCUCAGCAAUCCAAACGUCGAAUCCGCUCUUUUGAACAGAUUGCGAAUCCUUCGUUGAUUGCGGCACUGCCAAGUUUUGUUCCAUCAGCUGUAAAGGGAUCACAUCGGUCUAUAUCAGCACGCAUAAAAAAGCGUCGCCGCGUUGCACGUUCCAAAUCUACUUCCUCUGCUGAAUUUGCAAAUCAGACACCCUCCCAUUUAGAUGUUCAAAGUUUGCACCCUGAAGUAGAUCCUGAGCAGGUGCUUAGACACUUGCGCGAUGUAAUUCCAAGCGGGGGUGCGAUCAAGCCCUUGAGCCAUUUCGAACCAAAGACAAAAUCUGGGUCAAAAAGACACAGCGUUUCACUUGAGCAGGACGCCGUCCAAGUACGUGCUAAUGGAGGUAACGAGAAGCGUGGCGUUACACCAAGUGCAUAUGCGACACCUUACAGUGGGACGAUCACCGGUGUUGGAGACUUUGAGGAUGAAUACAUGCCAAGUGAAAGCGGCGAAGACGAUUGGGGUGGAGUCGAUGAAGAUCGGAUCUCUUCGGACACCAAUGAACACGAGAUAGACGAUGAUAUGAGCGUGGACGAGAGUAGUGCUCCAGAUGAGUUGGAUGACUAUAAUACUAAUGAAGAUGAACCUGACCCGCUCCUGGAUGGCGAUGACGAGUGGAGUUCUUCUGAAGAUGAACUACAAUUUGGAUAAAACAGAAAAUGUUUGGGUCAUGAUGGCUUUUUGAAUGGCAGGUGCGUUUCUGAGAGCGAGUUAGAAGUUGCACAAAAGCAUAGAGUUGCAAGUUGUCUUUAUAUCCACCAUCUCGCCUCUUUACACCAUUCUGUAGACUAUCAACUAAUAUCUGAUACCCCUUAAAUCAUGUAUUUGUUGCUCGCAAAGUUCAAUUGGGCCUCAGGAAGCUUACAUCUGAAUGGACCUCAGAACAGAAACUGAAAUGGCGAGUGACAUCACUGUAAAUUUAGACACGUCCUAGGCAAACCAACUGAUCAAAC